Messenger RNA from Athene cunicularia (burrowing owl), 2814 nucleotides. It is a transcript of the gene STX16, whose product is annotated as syntaxin 16. NCBI's taxonomy places the organism in Eukaryota, Metazoa, Chordata, Aves, Strigiformes, Strigidae. Gene Ontology annotation, molecular function: SNARE binding; SNAP receptor activity. Gene Ontology annotation, cellular component: membrane; SNARE complex; endomembrane system. The record is from RefSeq and is a predicted model, not a curated record. The transcript is spliced from 8 exons. The coding region runs from base 108 to 926 and encodes 272 amino acids. Gene Ontology annotation, biological process: vesicle-mediated transport; intracellular protein transport; vesicle fusion.
GUCUCUCUUUUUUUUUUUCCCUUUUAUCUUUUGCUGUCUCUUAACUGGAUGGGGCUGAUGGGACCCACAAAUCACUUCAGGAGCUGGAUGAGCUUGCUGAUGAUCGUAUGGCACUAGUAUCGGGAAUAAGUUUAGAUCCUGAAGCAGCAAUUGGAGUAACAAAACGCUUACCUCCCAAAUGGGUUGAUGGAGCAGAUGAAAUUCAGUAUGAUAUUGCCAGAGUUAAACAGAAGAUGAAAGAAUUAGCCAGUCUUCAUGAUAAACACCUAAACAGACCAACACUGGAUGACAGCAGUGAAGAAGAACGGGCAAUAGAAAUAACAACUCAAGAGAUCACACAGUUAUUUCACAGAUGUCAGAGAGCAGUCCAGGUCUUGCAGAGCAGGUCACGUAGUUGUACAGAACAAGAAGCACGUGUUCUCAGGAAUGUAGUGUCUUCCUUAGCACAGUCCCUUCAGGACCUAUCCACCAACUUUAGGCACGCACAGUCUGACUAUCUCAAACGCAUGAAGAAUAGAGAAGAAAGAUCCAAACACUUCUUCGACACCUCAGUCCCACUGAUGGAUGAUGGGGAAGAUGAUACACUUUACGAUAGAGGUUUUACGGAUGACCAGCUAGCAUUGGUGGAGCAAAACACAUUAAUGGUGGAAGAGCGGGAACGAGAAAUCCGUCAGAUUGUACAGUCAAUCUCCGAUCUCAAUGAAAUAUUUAGGGACCUGGGAGCCAUGAUAGUAGAACAGGGAACAGUUCUAGAUAGAAUUGAUUACAACGUUGAACAGUCAUGUAUGAAAACUGAAGAGGGACUAAAACAACUACAUAAGGCAGAGCAAUAUCAAAAGAAGAAUCGGAAGAUGCUUGUUAUUUUAAUUUUGUUUGUUAUAGUAAUUGUCCUUAUUGUUGUUCUUAUUGGUGUAAAGUCACACUAGGUUUCACUUCGUUUUCUUAUUUUUGAAGUUUAUGUGAACUUUUUCCCCAAUGUGAAUGGAUGGACCUGCACUCCAGAAAGCUGCCUCUGAAUGUAUAAGCCCUUGUGAUGCAAAGUCUGUGCAAUGUUUCUGUAGAAUUCCUCAAAGUACAAGUUUGGUGAUCUGUGAGGUGUUUGUAAGGAUUAUAUGGAAAUUGUCAGGAAAUUUGAUGCUCCCACACAAAUAAUUUGGUGCUCUGUGUAGAGGUAUUUGGAAACACAGUACUUAAUUACAAAAUUGAAGUUUACCAGUGAGUACAGUAAUUAGUGUUUUACUGUGAGAAAAAAUGUGUUGUCUUCUGUAUUCUUAUGUCACAGUUGUUACAGGCUUCAAAUUUAAGCCGUGUUACUGAAUCAUAAGACUAGAUAAGAAAAAUUAUCUAGAUGUAAAAUAUGUUGUGGCACAAAAAAAUUUAACUUUAUCCCCUUUCUUCCAGACUCAAACUCCAAAGAACUGGAUAAACAGCUAAAAAAGAAAGCUUUUAGCAACCAGAAUGUAAUCUAGCCCCUGUGAUCUUAAUUUAGAUACUGCAACAUUACUAAGAAUCAGAGUUGUACUUGAUCUUGUAAAUAACAAGAUUUAAUCACUGGCAUAAUUUAACGCCUUUAUUUAAUUAAAAAUUUUUCUGAGGUUGAGUAAUCAUGGGAAUGUUUUUCCUCACCAGAAUUAUUGUAUGUAUUUUUUCAUGUACAAUUUCUUUAAAGUACGGACAUUACAUGAAAGCAGUGAAGUUAAACCUGAAAAACAGAGAUUCUCCAUUUGGCUUUCUACUCCAUCUGACCCGCUGCAGUGGGUCUCAGAUGUUUCAUGCUUCAGUUGUUGUAGAAGAUGUUUAUUUUACAGUGCAUCUGUCUAUAUGUAAUGUUUUUUUGUAUAAGUGACUUCACUACAGUAUAUAUUACAUCCAUUUUCCCUGACAGAAGAUUAUUUCUUUCCAAUGCCUGCCUGGAAGAAGAUGUGUUUAUGGUCUUUUACUGACCACGAGAGAUGUCAUGCAAGUGGCAUGUUACUAAGCCUUCAGUAGAGAAUUGGGGUUUUUUUCACUAAUUUUUUCAGUGGAGAACUUUGCUGUAGGCCAUAAAAGAGAAAUUAGGGCAACAGUUAAGUAAUAGAAUAUUCAUAAUUUAAUUCAGGCCUGAAGUGGUGUGCAGUUGUAGAGGCCUUGCCUUAAUAUUUUUAAUACAGCUUUUCUGUAUGUUUUUUUUCCCCAUAGGGACUGUAACUUCCUUCAUUUUUUGACUGAUACAGUGCUUCUCAUAAACAAGCAGAGAUGUUCUGCUCAGAGCCCCAGGAAGUGCAGUUUCACAAUACUAUGAUAGUAAUGUUGCAUAUGUUGCCUGCCCUGAGUUUAUCUUUACUAUGUGCUGAGAAGGACUUAAGUGUGGCUUUAAACUGACUUGAUGCAGGAAUGGACCUGAAAGCAAAGACUACAAAGAUGUGAAAGCCUUGAAUUUUUUGCGUGGCUUAUUGUGAAAAGCUUUGUACCACUCUUGUUACCUCUAGACAAAGGGGAUGUUGAACUUCCAAAACUGUUCAAACCCUUGAUUAAAUUCAUAAAGUGAAUUGGUAAAAAAAAAAAAAAAAAAAAGAAUGAUGUCUGUAGUUGGGUGUGCAGCUGCCCUGUUCUGGUAAUAGACCUUCUCAAUGAUCGUGAGUGAAACUACUGUCUCCCUACUGUGCUGUCUACAUCGGCUGGUGUGAAGCAGCAUAUUGCUAUAAUUUAAUAUACUGUAUUUGCAACUUUCUCUCUAACAUGAGAUUGUGUUAUUUAUUUCUGUCUUGACUGGUGCUUUUGACAUUUUAUCAUGGCUAAUGAAUUCAAAGAAGUAAUAAAACACUUCCAACGUAA